AUGUCUUUAUCUGCCGCUCGACAAAUUGCCAACCGUCAUCCUCUUGCUAUUCAACCUUUAAUCAAAAAUUCAAAUACGAAAAAUAUUCCCAACUUUCCUCCUGAAAUCAUUCGUAUAAUUCUUGGUUUAAUAAAAGAUGACAAGAAAACUAUUAACGCUUGCGCUACUGUAAAUCAUACGUUUAAUCUUCACGCCACACCAAUCUUAUAUCAUACCGUUUCUUUCUCAUUUCCUUACACAUUUACUUUAUUCGCCAAAGCUAUUCUCGGCGAAUCUCAGCGUCCCCGAAUGAUUCGUCAUUUGGAUCUUUCUGGUUUCUCUACCAUGGGCUUACAAAAGAGCGACGCUACAAUUCAGACGGUCAUUACCCCCGAAAUUCUUAUAAGCAUUCUACGAUCUUGCACCAUGUUGGAGACUUUCUCCGUUUCGGAAACGUUGACAUCAACUAUCAAUCUUGAAGUUUUACGGGUUCUCGUUUUCGAAU
This is a messenger RNA of Funneliformis mosseae, 484 nucleotides long. The record is from the annotation of a GenBank genome assembly. Lineage: Eukaryota; Fungi; Glomeromycota; Glomeromycetes; Glomerales; Glomeraceae.